Messenger RNA from Amaranthus tricolor (Joseph's coat), 1284 nucleotides. RefSeq lists its product as uncharacterized. The transcript has a single exon. Lineage: Eukaryota; Viridiplantae; Streptophyta; Magnoliopsida; Caryophyllales; Amaranthaceae. The record is from RefSeq and is a predicted model, not a curated record. Bases 236 to 1036 code for a protein of 266 amino acids.
AAGUUGAACACCACAUAAGAAGACGACAACCUUGAAAUUUUCCUUUUCUUCUCCUUUUUUCUCACCUUAAAUUUCACCAUCAUCUAGAUCGUCUUCUUCUUCUUCUUCUUAUUUUUCCACACUACAAUUCAACAAAUCUCCCUCAAAUUUGGAGAUGUCAAUUAAUUUUCUCUUCGUUCCAGAAAUUUCAGUUGAAUGAUUUAAGAACAUACAAGAGAAAAAAUUUGAUUAAGAAAUGAGGUGUAAGAAGCAUUUGGCAGACCUUAGUAGUACAAUCGGUGUUUGUGCAUCUUGUCUUCGUGAAAAGCUAUUUUUCCUGAUUGAAGCUCAAUCUCAAACCAAAUCGGUUCCUGAUUUUCAAAACCCUAACCCUAAUUACUCAAAUCAUAAUCAUAGCCACCAUAAUCGUCACCGGAACUUUCAGAAUCAGCCUCAACCGUUGAUUUUCCCUCGUUCGGUGUCUCCAUACAUCUCUCGGCGUAAGUCUGAUCUAGCAUCGAAUUCAAAGCCGAUUAUUCAACGAUUUUACAGCACUCCUCAAGUAGGACCUACUUUCGAUCAACAUAAGAAGAAAAUUACCGGAAAAUUUAGCCUUAUUAAAAAAAUUUUCCGAUCUAAAUCAAGCGUGAGUUCAACAGCGAACUCGGAGGUGAGUCCAGCUGAGUUAACUCGUUGGAGAAACAGAGGAAUGUCGCCGGAAAACGAGUGGGAUUACGAGUUGGAAGAAAGUAUUCACGAUUCACCGAUGAUGAAAAUUCGGCCGAGUCCGGGACGAGUUAGACCGAGUCCGGCAAGGUUAGCGAAUGAUGUAGCGAAUUUCGCCUUUUGUUUAAGUCCCUUAGUUAGGGCUUCCCCGGCGAGUCGGUACAAUCGUGGAGGUGGUGAACCAAGUUUUUCCGGCGAAAUUAGGGUUCCGGCGACCGGGAAAAGUAGUAGUUGUCAUGAAAAGAAGCCACAUUUGUCAGAAGCGGCGUCGUUUUGUGGCAAUCGAUCAAGGAAACUUGCUGAUUUUGGCAGAAUAAAUCGGAAUCGUUGACUUUGACUGUGUUCCCUGCAUACACAACCACUCAAUUUCAUGGAAUUAAUGAUGGUGAUUAAUUGAUUAUGAAUAUGAUCAUGAGUUUGACAAUCAGCGUAAAUUACGAUACUGCCCUUUGUAGUUUUUUUUUUUAAACUUUUAUAAAUUAGUACAAUUUGAAUGUUGAUACCAAAAAAUCACUUGUAACACAUUUUGCCCUUGUACAUUAUUGAAGUUUCACUACUCUAUAAAAAAGAGUAUUCAUA